CAAGUGUGGAGAGAGGCGGCGGAGGGGUACAGCAGAGAGAGAGAAAAGAGAUAUGGCACAACGGGGCAAAAUAUAGAGCUGUGGAUGCUAAAAAACACACAAUAUGCGCUUUGAAAUCCAUGCGAAUGACAGGAAAUGAAGUUUGGAGGCUGAGGAGGUGAGGCAGCAGACGGCAGGACAGCAGAGGAGACAUUUCCUCCACCUUGGGGGAGGAUCCCUCCACGUAACGCCGACACGCUGCGCUCCGCUCGCAUUUCGCUUUUCCUCCUUCAGCCGUGAUGCAUCAUCUGUAAUGAAGCCAGCCUGCGCUCGGAAAUGUCACUGGCAAACACAGCAAACCCGGAGUCGCUCGGCAGCGUCUUGCUCCUGCUAGAAAGAGAAAACCUUUGAUACAUUUACACAUUUUAUAUUGUAGCCGGAUACGUCUGGAUUUUUUUUUUUUUUUUUUUUUUGAGGGGAGCAACCUUAUCGCGUCGCCUAUUUUUUUUUUAUUUUUUUUUUUAAUCAAAGUAGAAACAUGAAUUCCAUAAGACAGGUGCCUUCCAGGGUGAAAACCAGAAGAAUCGAGACCAAUUUAGGAGCGGAGAGGGAGCAUUUUGACAAGCAGCAGCUUAGCAGUAUCAGCAAAGCCAUCAACUCCACUGAGACGCCUGUGAAGGAGAAACAUGCACGUCGAAUCAUCCUGGGGACUCACAGGGAGAAGGGAGCCUACACCUUCUGGUCCUACGCACUUGGUCUCCCUCUGGCCAGCAGCUCAAUCCUCAGCUGGAAGUUCUGCCACGUUCUGCACAAAGUCCUGCGAGACGGUCACCACAAUAGCCUACAAGACUGCAUGAGACAUCACAGUACUCUUGUGGAAGUCGGGGCACUAUGGGGCAACCUCCAUGACAGAUACGGACAGCUGGUGGCUUUAUAUUCUAAGCUGCUCUGUACAAAGUUGGAGUUUCACAUGAAGCAUUCAGAAAUCCGACCCAACUUAGAGGCCACAGAUGAGGUCUUGGAGCGCACUGCAGGAACAGACAUCAAUAAUGUGUUCCAGCUCACAGUGGAGGUGUUUGAUUACAUGGACACAGAGCUGAGGCUGGCGGAGACAGUGCUCCGGCAGCUCAACACAUCCAUCGCCAUCUCCACUCUCACAUCAGGCCAGUGUCGCCUGGCCCCACUCAUCCAAGUUGUCCAGGACUGUAGCCACCUCUACCACUUCACUGUCAAGCUGCUUUUCAAGCUGCAUGCCUGUCUCCCCGCCGACACUCUGCAAGGACACCGUGAUCGUUUCCAUGACCAGUUCCACAGCCUUAAGAGCUUCUUCAAUAAAGCCAGAGACAUGCUGUACUUCAAGAGACUGAUCCAGAUCCCCAAGCUGCCUGAUUCCCCACCAAACUUCCUGCACGCAGCCUCGCUGGCCAAGCACGUGAAGCCGGUGGUGGUCAUCCCCGACGAGGACGAACCUGAACAACAAGACGAUGACGACGACGACCCUGAGCCGCUGAUCGAGGUCAGCGACGCCUCAUCAUCCAGCGUGCAGGCUCAACCCCAGCAGUUUGACAUAUUUGAUCAGACGUUUGGACCUCCAAAUGGAGGCUUCGAUGACAGGGAUCUGCAGAUUGACAGCCUGAAGCGAGAGCUGGAGAUGUUGAGAGCAGAGCUGGAGAAAAUCAAAGCAGAGGCUCAGCGCUACAUCACACAGCUCAAGUCUCAGAUCAACAGUUUGGAGGCGGAGCUGGAGGAGCAGCGGGCGCAGAAACAGCGCGCCUUGGUGGAAAAUGAGCAGCUGCGCAUGGAGCUGGAGGCCACGCGCCGCCGAAACGCAGAGCAUGAGAGUCUAAUGUCCACCUACAGUGAGGCCGAGAAAAGAUCCCAGGCCACCGAGCAGCGCUACAACAAGCUGAAGGAGAAGCACACAGAGCUGGUGGCCAGCCAUGCUGAGCUGCUCAGGAAGAGUGCAGACACCGUGAAGAUGCUGUCAGCAACCCAGCAGACCCAGGAGGAAGUGGAGAGGACCAAACAGCAGCUGUCGUUUGAGGUGGAUCGGAUCAAACAGGAAGCUGACAUGAAGCUGGAGGAGCAGAAGUUUGAGAUGGAGAGGCUGAGGAGAGAGCUGGAGGAGAAGCUCGCAGAGGUGACGCGCAUCAAGUCGACUCUGCAGAGCAGCGAGAAGACUUCAGAGGAAAUGAACAGCUCCAUGACAGCUCUGCAGGCAGAGAAGGAGCGCUUGAUGCGAUCUGUGAGCGAGAAGGAGGCGGAGCUGUCGUCGCUGCGGCAGGCUGCGCAGGUUCAGCAGUCGUCACUUCAGCAGGAGCGAGAGAAGAGCAGCAGGGAGCUGGGAGAGCUGCAGGGCAAACUGAAGGAGAAGUCAAGUCAGGAGGAGCAGCUGAAGCAGAAGCUUCUGGCCGAACAGUUUGCGCUGCUGCAGGGCACCAUCACAGAGGCCGAGACCAUCAUCCAGGAUGCUGUGGCCAAGCUUGACGAUCCCCUCCACAUACGCUGCACCAGCUCCCCAGAUUACCUCGUAAGUCGGGCAGAGGCCACGCUGAGCUCCAUCGACAAAGUGAAAAAGGGCCAUGCAGACUUUCUGGGCAACAUGGGGGAUGCUGGAGGGCUGCUGAGGGCUCUGACCCAGUUCUCCCACUUGGCUGCGGAUACAAUCAUUAACGGCAGUGCCACUGCACACAUGGCACCCACCGACCACGCAGACCGACUGACAGAGAAUUGCAGAGACUGUGCUACUGAGAGUCUGAACUUCCUGAAGGACCUAAAGGCCAAGGCCACCCUCCAGAGGGCAGACCCAGCCGCUGUCCGCCUAAUUGUUCAAAAGAUCCUCUACUUGGGCCAGGAACUGCGGCCCAAAGGCAUGGACGUGCGGCAGGAGGAGCUGGGAGAUCUGGUCGAUAAGGAAAUGGCCUCAACAUCAGCAGCUAUUGAAGAGGCGGUCCGCAGGAUUGAUGAAAUGAUGAAUCAGGCACGAAAGGACACAUCAGGAAUCAAACUGGAGGUCAAUGAAAGAAUCCUCAACAGCUGCACAGACCUGAUGAAGGCCAUCCGCAUGCUGGUCCUGGCAUCCACAGACUUGCAGAAGGAGAUUGUCGAAAGUGGGAGGGGCGCAGCAACCAUAAAAGAAUUUUACGCCAGGAACUCUCGCUGGACCGAGGGACUCAUCUCUGCAUCGAAGGCCGUGGGAUGGGGAGCCACACAGAUGGUAGAGUCUGCUGAUAAAGUUGUGCUGCACACCGGCAAGUAUGAGGAGCUGAUCGUCUGCUCCCAUGAGAUAGCUGCGAGCACGGCACAGCUGGUGGCUGCUUCAAAGGUUAAGGCAGACCGCAACAGUAAGAAGCUAACGGUCCUCCAGCAGGCUUCUCGCCAUGUGAAUGAAAUGGCAGCUAAUGUUGUGGCCUCGACCAAGACGGGCCAGGAACACCUAGAGGACAAAGAUACCAUGGACUUCUCUGGAUUGUCCCUCAUCAAGUUGAAAAAAGAGGAAAUGGAGUCACAGGUGAAGGUGCUGGAACUGGAGAAUCAGCUGGAGAACGAGCGUCUUCGUCUGGGCGAGCUGAGGAAGAAACACUACGAUUUAGCCGGGGUUCCUCUGGAGCAGAUCUCCGAGGGAAACGGCCUGAGCUCCUCGCCGGCCCACUCUGCCACCCUGUCGCCUAAACCCACCAAACCUGCCAUCAUGAGGAAGCCCGCGCUGGCCCAGAAACCUAACAUACCCCCCAAAACUACGUUUAAAUAAAUGCCUGAACAGAAGAGGAGAAAGCCUCAGCCGAUGGACGAUUGGAUUGAUCGGAGCAAGAUCGCCUUUUUGUGAACACAGGGUUCCCUUUAGGCUGCAUGCUGACAAUCCUCGGUCUCAUCCUCAAUCUAACUGUUCUCCCACCUUCUUUUCCUUCUCUUUCUUUUUUUUGCCAAAAUGGACCUUAAGCCUGAUUUUGACCCUCGAUGCCUGUAAAAGACUUUGUGCCCUUGUUUUUCUUUUUCUUUUUUUUUUUCUUCUUCUUCUUUUUUAAGAUAAAUAACCUGUGCCACCAAGGCGGUACCCUUUACUGUAGUGUUUGGCAUCAAGAACAAAAAAAGGGGAAAUGGCGUACUUUUUUAAGUUGCAGAAAAAAAAGGUUUUAACUGCGUCAUCAACACUGUAUCACAAAAUAUUUUAGACGCCUGAACACUACCGCUUUUAGACUAAGGAUAUUAAUAAUAACCACACAAGUGACAGCGUAUCUUGGACUUAUGUGUCAACUGUUGAAAACUUAGAACACGUCUUAGUGGAGGACACUGUUUUGAACACUCAUUAUAGAGUGUAAUAUAUUUUUCUCAAUGUACACUGCAUGCUAUUUAUGUUGUGGUGGGCGGUGAAGGAAACAAGGGAAACACAUUAUAUAAGUCCACGUUGCUGCAGAAGUUUUAGAUACCUCUGGCUUUGCCGACAUGAAGGACGGUGCUCCUCCACUUGUGUACAAAAAUAGUUCUCUGUCUCUGCAGUACCAGAUGGUCCCCUAGGCCUUGAAAUGUACUGUACUAAUACAUGAUGUAUAAUAUCUAAUAGGACAUACAGUCUGUAUAGGUGUGUGCAUCUCACACCCAUUAUAAUUUGUAUUAUUACGGCAGUCAUCUCUUGAAUGUUCCUCUGAAUGAUGCAAAACUGGAUAUCAUGUAAAUGCGUGCUGAUAGACUUCAUGCUGGCACACAAAUGAAGGGCGCAGGCCUCCUCGGUAGUUAUCAAACGCUUCUUUUAGGCUGAAAAUGGAAAUGUAGGGUCAGUGUAUGUACCAUACAGUAUGAAGGUCUUAAACUCCUCUUUUGCCUCUGGGAGCUUUUCUUAAAGGGUCUUUUUAUGUUCUGUCCUUUCCUCUGAACGAAAUGUCUUUAUACACUCAGAUCUAUUAAUAUAUUUUAGUAAAGAUUAUGGUGGUUUCUCCUUGUAAGAAGUGUAAAUGUCAAAUGAAUAAACAAUAAAUGUUUGAUUUAAAGUCUCAUGGUGGUGUUUCUUAAUGAAGCUUCCAAAAGUUUUUUUUUUUUUCCCAGAUAAAUUUGUUAUGUAUUACAUUGCACUGUACUCUACUACCCUUUUAUAUAAUUUUAACUCAGAAAUU
Myripristis murdjan (pinecone soldierfish) is the source of this 5087-nucleotide messenger RNA. RefSeq names its product huntingtin interacting protein 1 related b (gene hip1rb). Gene Ontology annotation, molecular function: actin filament binding; clathrin light chain binding; phosphatidylinositol-3,4-bisphosphate binding. Lineage: Eukaryota; Metazoa; Chordata; Actinopteri; Holocentriformes; Holocentridae. The coding region runs from base 518 to 3730 and encodes 1070 amino acids. The transcript is spliced from 32 exons. The record is from RefSeq and is a predicted model, not a curated record. Gene Ontology annotation, cellular component: clathrin-coated vesicle; cortical actin cytoskeleton. Gene Ontology annotation, biological process: actin filament organization; endocytosis; clathrin coat assembly.